UGUAGAUAGAAACGCUUCAUUUCACAUCAAACUUCUUAUUUCCUUAGAAGAGUAAAAUAACCUGGCUUGAAAGAAAGAAAGAAAGAAAGAAGAUGUCAGCCUCGGCCAAGCCUCUGACCUCAUUUUUAAUACGUGAUAUUUUGUCAGACGGCAUAGGAGUUCGCUGGGACUCGAAAGGCUGGAGCGGUGACUGCGCUCCUCUUCAAAGAUGCAGUUUUGCAUGGGUGCUCGAGAGCGCAGUUGGAGAAACACCGGAAAGGCAGCCGAAAAAAGCGAAUGGGCAACAGAAAGAAUCAGAAACGCACGGAGACCGAGGCCUUACAGACAAGCUCUCCCCAGAGAGCUCAGCAGGAGUGCUGAGGCAGAAGCGCACCAGGGCUGCCUUCUCACAGGUUCAGGUCCUCACACUAGAGAAGACAUUCAAUCAACAGAAAUAUCUCUCAGCCUCUGAAAGAGCUCAUUUGGCUCAGAGUCUCCAGUUGACGGAGACUCAAGUAAAGAUUUGGUUUCAAAACAGGAGAUACAAAACCAAACGCAAGCUGCUGGCUUCUGAAGUCAGAGGAGGAGAAGCUCUCCGGAAAGUAGCAGAGUGUCCUGCAGUGAUGGCCACAAAAAGUGUCAUGGAAGCCUCACUGCUUGGAGCCAUGUUCAGAGCCUACCAGAGCCCUCAGCCAUACCUGUUCGGGAUGAAUUCGUGGAGCUCUGCUGUUUGGUAAAAAUCCCAAAGGUGUAGUCAAUGUAUAAAAAACAAUAGUGCAAUUUUUGUUACACAGUAUAUUUUAGCUGAGAUGCAGCAUUUAGAAGAACAACCCCAAAAUGAGAUGAACAAGGAGAAAUGAUAUUACUAUUAAAACUAUGAAAUGGAGUAACAAACAUCUAGGCCACUGUAAACGUUGAUAAAAUCCAUGAUGAGUACCUACUUCACUGUUUACACAGCAAUGCAGUUAUUGUGUGUAUUGUAAUGAAAAAGGCCUUUUCAUGAUUUGUAUUUCUGGUACCUACUUUUGAAAAAGUAGCCCUUAAAACUAUGCAUUAUUCGCUAAAAAUGACAAUGACUUAUUUUUUUAUUCCAAAAAAAAAGUGCACAUAUUUAAACUACCAUUACAAUGAUUUCAUUUUUCUAUAUUAGAAAUAAUAAAACAAAGGGCUUGUUUAUCAAGCCUGCGUUAAGUGUUGUAUGGAAUUUCUUUUGGUGUACAGCCUUACUGUGAUUCAUUUAUCUUAUCUUUUUUAAGGAAACACUGGGUCAUUUAUUACUUGUGUGUUGUACAACCUUUUGUAUAUUACAAAUUUGUAUUAAAUUUUUAUUUAUGAAAGAUUUUCUUAGAGAAAGCACACCUCUACUGCUGUAACUGGAAAGUCUGUUUCCAUUUCUUGUUUUGUAUGGUUUGUAUUUUUGUACAGUUUUAUACUUUUAUAAUUUAAUAAACCUUCCAUUUUCCAGA
This is a messenger RNA of Erpetoichthys calabaricus (reedfish), 1445 nucleotides long. It is a transcript of the gene nkx3-1, whose product is annotated as NK3 homeobox 1. Gene Ontology annotation, cellular component: nucleus. The transcript is spliced from 2 exons. NCBI's taxonomy places the organism in Eukaryota, Metazoa, Chordata, Cladistia, Polypteriformes, Polypteridae. The record is from RefSeq and is a predicted model, not a curated record. Gene Ontology annotation, molecular function: DNA-binding transcription factor activity, RNA polymerase II-specific; RNA polymerase II cis-regulatory region sequence-specific DNA binding. Gene Ontology annotation, biological process: regulation of transcription by RNA polymerase II; cell differentiation. The coding region runs from base 93 to 716 and encodes 207 amino acids.